AUGAUGGAGAAAGGUACCGGCUCCUCAUUGAACUCUCCCCUUCUUCACAUUUCUGGAGAUGGUUUGAAUUUCAGUGGCGAGAGACGAGCCGAUGAUAAGUACCAUAGAAGGCAACAAGUAGCGGAGGAAAUAAAGAAGCAGCUAUGGCUAGCUGGGCCGCUAAUAUUGGUCAGCCUCUUACAAUAUUGUUUGCAGAUGAUUUCCGUCAUGUUUGUCGGUCAUCUCGGCGAAUUGCCCCUCUCUGGUGCUUCCAUGGCCACUUCUUUUGCAACCGUCACUGGUUUCAGCUUAUUGAUGGGGAUGGCUAGUGCUCUGGAUACAUUUUGUGGCCAAUCUUAUGGAGCGAAGCAGUAUCAUAUGCUGGGAAUUCAAAUGCAGCGAGCAAUGUUUGUUCUUAUACUCGUGAGCAUCCCUCUUGCAGUUAUCUGGGCUAACACUGGAGAAAUUCUGAAAUUACUUGGUCAAGAUGCUGAAAUUGCAGCAGAAGCUGGGAAAUAUGCUAUUUGCAUGAUUCCAAGCGUUUUUGCAUAUGGUUUACUUCAAUGUCUGAACAGAUUCUUACAAACCCAAAACGUUGUUUUCCCAAUGGUGAUUUGUUCUGGAAUAGCAGUUUUGCUUCACAUCCCCAUGUGUUGGAUUCUGGUAUUCAAAGUUGGACUCGAACUCCGAGGAGCGGCUAUGGCCAACUCCAUCUCUUAUUCGUUCAAUGUGUUCAUAGCUAUGCUUUAUGUUAAGUAUUCUUCUUCAUGUUCCAAGUCUUGGACUGGCUUUUCAGUGCAGGCUUUUCACAACAUCCCAUCUUUCCUUAAACUUGCAAUUCCUUCAGCUUGCAUGGUUUGCUUGGAAAUGUGGUCAUUUGAGUUGAUUGUUCUUUUAUCUGGGCUUCUACCAAAUCCGAAAUUAGAGACAUCAGUGCUUUCAAUUAGCCUUACUACAGCUGCAGUAAUUUGGACGAUCUCAUUUGGCAUGAGUGGUGUAGGAAGCACGCGAGUCUCAAACGAACUAGGAGCUGGCCAUCCUGCAACAGCAAAGCUAGCUGGGUGUGUAGUUAUGACAAUGGUCGCUAUUCAUGGGCUACUGGUUGGAACUUUCUUCAUUCUUAUACGUAAUGUUUGGGGCUAUGCUUUUAGCAACGAACGAGAAGUGGCUGAAUACUUGGCAAAGAUGCUUCCUAUAGUUGCAGUUUCCGAAUUUUUCUCAGGACUUCAGUGUGUGCUUUCAGGCAUUGCUAGGGGAUGUGGGUGGCAAAAGAUUGGUGCAUAUGUCAAUCUUGGAUCAUAUUAUAUCGUGGGAAUUCCAUCCGCAGUUCUGCUUGCUUUUGUUUUUCACUUUGGUGGCAAGGGGCUGUGGUUUGGCAUCAUGUUUGCACUCCUAGUCCAAGCAUUUUCUCUUGCAACCAUUACCAUCCGCACCAACUGGGACCAAGAAGCAAAGAAAGCUACAGAACGAGUUUAUGAUGCAGCAAUUCCAAGGAAUAUUGUCUCAUGAAACUAGAGUUUCUUGGUGGAGGAGCUUUAUGAUUGAGCUCUACUUUCUCUUGAAUAUCAAUGAAUUGUGGAAGUCAAGCAAGCCUGAAAGCUUCAUUUUUGCAACAUGGCUCUUAGGCAAAUAAUUGAUAUCUCAGUCUCCAUUUGUUUAGAAAUCAUUCAAUCAAAGCUCAGGAGGUACCCUGUGCACUUAUAUUUAUAUCCAGCAUUUCAGUUUGUUGUCUUCUACUAUUUUAUGCUAUGUAUAUUGAAAAGUGGAGGUGCCACAGCAUUGCAAAGUGAAGGUGGAGAAUUAGAGAAGAAAAAUAUACAAUUUGGAGUCUUGUUCUUGUCCUUGGGGAUAAAUAUUGGUAAUGAAUAUUACGUUGUUUAGGCUUCUUUUGAACAGGUGAUUGGUUUCAGCUUGUUGGUGAGUUAGUUUUCUGUUUGUUUCCCGGGGAAAACAUAUCCUCUUGCUUGCGUUGGAAAUAUUGAAUAAAGUUAUUUGGAGAAAAUUCAAUUUAUA
Messenger RNA from Benincasa hispida (wax gourd), 1992 nucleotides. Its product is annotated as protein DETOXIFICATION 16-like. Gene Ontology annotation, biological process: xenobiotic detoxification by transmembrane export across the plasma membrane. Lineage: Eukaryota; Viridiplantae; Streptophyta; Magnoliopsida; Cucurbitales; Cucurbitaceae. Gene Ontology annotation, cellular component: membrane. The record is from RefSeq and is a predicted model, not a curated record. Gene Ontology annotation, molecular function: xenobiotic transmembrane transporter activity; antiporter activity.